Molecule: messenger RNA, 4466 nt
Organism: Gymnodraco acuticeps
Lineage: Eukaryota; Metazoa; Chordata; Actinopteri; Perciformes; Bathydraconidae
Gene: taf3
Product: TAF3 RNA polymerase II, TATA box binding protein (TBP)-associated facto
Exons: 7
Coding region: 897-3686 (929 amino acids)
Cellular component (GO): transcription factor TFIID complex
Molecular function (GO): protein heterodimerization activity
Source: RefSeq, a predicted model, not a curated record
UUAAAUCGCUUGUAAAUCGUUUUGAUCCAGUUCCGUUCAGCCACAUCUAAAGUAAUUCAUUAACCAAUCCAACAGAUUACCUGCCCCAGUUUGUGAUUCAUAUCAUGAACAACAUUUAUUGGACUAACGCAUGGAUGUAUAAAGUGAACUGGAUACUGCGUCGGAUUCGGAAGCGGAGCACCGUACAUUCCUAAAAAUUGCUCGGUUGCGCAUGAAGCUCAAAAUGUAGCGACUGAUUCAGAAAGUACCCGGAUCAUCCGGGGCCUUUUACUUAUGGAGCGUGCGCACUUGCGUUUUCCUUAAGCCCCGCCUCCGAUAUCUUGCUCUCGGCUCAGUCAAAUUAAUGGAGAUGAAUGAUUUAAACAAGGGCUAAAUAAGGGUUCGUGCUGGGUCGUUUAUUUCGCAAAAAAAUAAGUAUUCGCUGAUUUACAGACGUCUCUUUCCCAAUGUUAGUCAUUGGGAAAAUGGUUUUAGGGGAAAUGGUUGAACUGACGUCAAGGACGCUGUCAUGACAGUUGCACGGUUGCUUUUUUCACUACGGCCAUUCAAAAAAUCCGCUUCAGAAGCCGUCGCACUUCCUGGGGUUUGGAUUAUGACAAACGAAGUCGUUGCUGCGCAACUUUAACCGUUGGUGAGCACCUCGAACACAGCGGAGCCGUGGAGGCGGACGCUGAUUUCUGCGCAUGCCCAGUCUGAAUUUCGGGGAUGGGUCUAUCGAUGGAAUCAAGAUGGCGACUCUGGCGAAAGCGCCAAUAUAUUUACUGAAGUAGAUGUUCAAAAUCAACCGCAGUAGCGUGUUUUCUCAAGCCCCCGAGGGGUUCCGUGAAACAUGAAGACUGGGAACAUGUUUUGGGAGUGGAACUGACCGGGAUUAAUACCGUAACAAAGUCAGCGAGAUGUGUGAGAGCUAUGCCCGCUCGCUGCUGCGUGUUUCGGUGGCGCAGAUCUGCCAGGCUCUGGGCUGGGAUGCGGUUCAGCUCACUGCAUGCGAUCAGCUGUCCGAUGUGCUGCAUCGGUACAUCCAGCAGCUGGCCAAAGUCUGCCACCGGUACUCUGAACUCUAUGGAAGAACAGAUCCUGUCCUGGAUGAUGUCAGCCAGGCCUUCAGACUGCUGGGGGUGAGUCUGAGUGAACUGGAGGACUACGUCCACAACCUGGAGCCUGUGGCCUUCGCCCAACAAACGCCACUCUUUCCUAUCAGCAAAAACAACGUCUUGCAGUUUCCCCAGCCUGGAGCCCGAGAUGCUGAGGAAAGGAAGGAAUACAUUCCAGAUCACAUGCCACCCCUGGUCUCCUUAGAAGAUGAAGAGGAGGAGGAGGAGGUCCUUCCUGACAUGGGCACCUCAGCCGAAGCUAUGCAGGUGGCACUGGAAGAGGACGACGAGGAAAUAGACGAAGAUGAGACGGUCAACGAUGAGAACCACCCACUGAAGAGGCACCGGGACCUGGACAGUCCAGAUGCAGCUUUGGGCAUGAUGCCUACUAAAAGACCCCGCAUGUACCCCGGCCUCAGCCCAGAAUGGGGGGUUGAGCCCAGGGAGCCUCUUACCUCUCUCAACCCUCAACGUGUUCCCCCAGGCAUGCUGCCUUCUCAUGAUAGCCUUGACCCCAUGUCUCCUGAAACACCUUCUGGAGCCCUGCCUUCCUUCAGACCUCAGCCAGUAGUACCAAAACACUCUGAUCAAAAGGGCCUCACCACUCCAGGAAGAAAGCCUAAGGUCUCGUCACCUGGCAGACAACGGACUAAGUCCCCAAAAGGGGUCCUUCCUGUUCCGGUGGGAGGUAGUCCCCUCCAUUCACCUAAAACGUCUAAGGAAAGAAAGAAAUCCCCGGGGAGAACGAAGAGUCCUAAAAGCCCCAAGAGCCCAAAGACAGCUUCAGCCAAAGCAUCCCAACCCCAGAGCAAGUCGGAUGUUGUGCACAAGCUCCCGAUGUCUGCGCUGAGCGAGAGGAUGGGCAAGGAGAACAUCCAUAUGCGUCAAAAUAUAGAGGACAGGGAGUUAGAUGAGGGCCCCUUCAAGACACUAGAGCCUGAAAGUGCAGACAUCGAGGACUCCAUCGAUGCUGUGAUUGCAAGAGCGUGUGCUGAGCGGGAUCCGGAUCCUUUUGCUUUCUCCUCGGGCUCUGAUUCGGAUAGCAAUGGAAUCUCCAGUCCAAGGAGGCUGACCAUCAUGGAGCCAACUAUGCCUAAACUCCAGAUUGGGAUCUCUGCGAAAGACACAUCAACACCGCUUCACCUACAGGCACACGCAGGACCCGGAAAAUGGACUAUGGAUGAUUCGAUCAAUGAGGUGAUCCGAAAGGUCAACCAGGGGGGUCCUUCUGCACCCCAACAAAGCCAAGGGGAGUACGUCUCGUCGGGAUCAGCUUCACCGCCUACACCUGAACCUUUACUCAAGUUGUUUGAGGAGAAGAACAAGAUGGUGCCAUCAGUAGACGUGAAGAAAAAGCUGAAAAAGGAGCUCAAGACUAAAAUGAAGAAGAAGGAGAAGGACAAGCCGAAAGACAAAGAUCGGGAAAAGGAUAAGGGCAAGCUGAAAGAGAAGAACAAGGAUAAGAACCGGGAUAAAAACAAGGACUUUUUCAAGGAUGGAAAGAUGCCCUGGAAGGAGUUUGGAAUGAAGGAUGACGAGCACUUCCUUCAGCGAGACUUCACUCUUCCUGAGGGCUCCAUCAAGAUAAAAACCAGAGAUGUAGAUGUCCCUAAGAAGGAGAAGGAGAAACACAAAGACAAAAAGAAGGAUAAAGAAAAGAGUAAAAAGGACAAAGAUAAGAGGGACAAGGGUAAAGACAGGAACAAGGAGGACCGGCAGAAACAGUCUGCGUUAGCGCCCUUCGCUCUGGGUGAAAUCCCCCAACUGUUCAGCGCCGCUUCCUGCCUGCGCAUCCCCUCUAUGCUCCCUCCUCUGGCCCCGAUCCUCCAGGAUAAGGAGAUAAAGAGCAAGGAGAAGGACAAGAAGAAGGACAAGAAGGAGAAGAAGAAAAAGAAAGACAAGGAGAAGGAUAAGGAGCGAGAGAAGGCCAAAGAAAAGGAGAGAGAGAAAGAGGAGAAGAGGAAAGAAAAGGAGAGGGAAAAAGAAAAGCGGGAAAAGGAGAAGGAGAAGGAAAAAGAAAGAAUUCGGUUGGAGAAGGUGAAAGUAGAGACUCCAGUAGUUCUGCCUUCUCCAGUGAUCCCCAGACUGACGCUCAGGGUGGGAGCAGGCCAGGACAAAAUUGUCAUCAGCAAGGUGGUUCCGAACUCGGAGCCCAGGACGCCGGUACCCAGGACCCCCGCCUCCAAGUCUGGACCAGGGAACCGACCUCGGACGCCGCCUCCAGUCCUCGUGCCGGUCAUCCCCAUCCUGCCUCCAGCGCCCUCUCCUCUUCCACCAGCUCCUGCCACUUCAUCGCUGCUCUCCGCGGCCCCGAUGCUCUCCCCCGCCGCAUCCUUCAAGACGCCGGUCCGGAGCGUAGUAACAGAGACGAUACGAGAUGAAUGGGGAAACCAGAUCUGGAUUUGUCCUGGAUGCAACAAAGCUGAUGAUGGCAGUCCCAUGAUAGGAUGUGAUGACUGUGAUGAAUGGUAUCAUUGGCCUUGUGUUGGGAUCCUUACCGCUCCUCCUGAGGACCAGCAGUGGUUCUGUGUUAAAUGUUCCAGCAAAAAGAAGGACAAAAAACACAAGAAAAGGAAACACAAACUGCAUUGAGACUAUGCAAAAAGCACAUUUUUGAACUUUUUUGGACUUGAAGCCAUCACUGAACACUCGUGGCACUGCUGUAAAAUAAAAAAAGAAAGUUUAAAAUUGAGGCUGUUACUAACAUCUGAUGAUUUUUAAUAAUGAUGUCAGCCAUGAUGCGUUGUAAGUUCGAAGGAAGAAAAAAGGCUUUAACCAGCACAUAUCCAGCCUUAGUUCUCGUGUGGACUCCGUGGGUUUCUCUUUUCACCUGUACACUGUUUGCUUGUUGUUUUGGUUAUCCAGUCGUAGGAGAUCCUGACAAUUACGUCCGUAUAAGGUGACCAUGACAAUUUGAUGAGAGCUCAAAAAAGCAGAAAACCAGAGAACAACUUAACAUCAUCGUCUUUUUUUCUGUUUCCUUUGUCGCCACAAAAUGAAUGACCACCAAGUCAGACCUUUCCCCAGUGUCCUGCAGUAUCAUUGACCUGUCAUGUAUAUAAUGAUGAUGGAAUCAGGUGUGUAUAAAUGUGUCUACCAACUUCCAAGCAAAGUGCAUUUUGUUCUUAGGAUUUCUGACUUGUUAAAUCCAUUUUCAGAUAUUGGUUUUUAACUUGAGUGAUUUUCUGUAAUUUCUGUACAUUUUUUUAAAUUUAAAGUUUGUAUUUUUAUUAUUUCUUCACAUGGAUAUGUCCUGGAGUUAAUACUGUAGCUGUGCUUGUAAUGUAAUUCAUUUAGCUGAUAUUUCAAUAUUAAAGUUGAUCGGUCUGUGUACUCACAGACUUUACGAUGUAAAUCUCAAUACAAUCAAAA